GUGUGGAUACGAUAGAAAAAACACGACGUACGGAUAGGGUUAAAGUAAAGAGCGCAUUGGCACAAUAAUUGUCAUUUAGUGCUCUCAGAAUACAAAGUUGUGAAGAGAGAAAAGGAGAAAUUAUCAGCUUCCCCAACACAUGACACUUUCUUGGCUUUGUCUUUCAGACAACGUCAGAAGGCAAAGGCUGCCGCGACCUCCGACGGCAGUGUGCAGGUGGGAAGGCCUCUAGAGACCCGGGCAGACGCCAGAAAAACUGAGGAGCGGCGCGCCAAGAACCGUCUGGCCCAACAGAAGCGGCGCGCCAACAUGAGCUCCCAGAAAAAGAGACGUGAGAGGGAGCGCAACCGGGCUUAUUUACAGCGGAAAAGGGAUGUCCCGUUACCGAAGACCCCACCAGCGCAAGAGCCUGCUCCUUCUACAGGAGUGAGUGCUUCCACGGUUUCAAGAGUGAAGAAGAGGUUUGGUAGGAAAUUGUUGCCUUCUUUGAAGUGCCUUAUGAAGUCCCUCUUUAGGAAGGAUCCCAAGAAACUUUUACAACAAGGUUUGUCUUAUUCCUCCCCCUCAAAGUGUCAAACUCCUGGGCCAGAUUUGGGUAAUUUUUUGAAGAGGAGGAGGGAUAGGUCAAGCCUUGUUGUAAAACGACUUUUUGCUGGCUCUGAUGUGUCUUCUUUGUACAAACGAAGAAAGUUUAAAGAUGACGGAGCUGCUGAGGGUUUUUUCCGAGAUCGAUCCGUUCACAUCCCAGGGAAGCAAGGUGCUACAAAGCACGGGACUCGGAAAAUCCUCAGCAGUUCUGUCAAAUCUUUGUACAAAGAUUUCACUUCAGAGCAUGGGCCUCUUAUUUCGCGGUCGACUUUCUUUCGAAAGAGGCCCAAAAAUGUUUUGUCUUUCACAAAGACUCCCUUUCGUCAAUGUCUUUGUGAAAUAUGUUUGAAUCCUAUGCUUAUAAUGAAAGUUCUUAACAGUUUUAUAUCUUCGAGAGUGGACACACUGUCAGAAUUGAUUAGUUUGACUCUUUGUGGUGAGAAUGUUAAGUGUAUGCGGCGUGAAUGUGAUGAAUGUGGAGUGAAUGCAGUUGAUUGUUUGGUGGAGAAUGUUGAUCGGGAGAAAGUAGUUGAGUGGCAGAGAUGGGAGCGAGUGUGCAAGAAUGGGUCUUCUCGUAUAGACCAGGUGAAGAAGAAUGGCACUCUACUUGAAAUGUGUGAACAGCUCAAGGUUGAUUUGGGGAAGUUGCCUCUCCAUGAUUUUGUUCACAGGUGGCAGAGCCGUGAGUACAGGACUCUGGUAGCAGAUGUUCCAGAUGGCUGGGCUGUUCUGACAAUGGAUUUUGCUGAAAACUACUUGUGUCGACAGCAAGAUCAGCCUCAGUCAGCCUACUUUGGGUAUACGCAAGUCACGGUGCAUCCAUGUGUAUUGUACUAUAGAUGCUCUUGUGGCUUGCGUGUGACCGAGAACUGGUCAUAUGUGUCAGAUGUUCUGGCUCACAGCUCUUCCAUGGUUGACGUCAUGUUGAGAAAAGUUGUAAAUUAUGUGUGUGGUUUGUCUGGAAUGUCUAAACUUGUUAUUUUCAGUGACGGGUGCAGUUCUCAGUACAAGUCUAAACUUCCUUUUUUGUAUUUGUCCAGGUAUGUUGAUUGUGGUAUCAGUAUAGAGAGGUGUUUUUUUGGUGCUCGACAUGGGAAGAAUCCCUGUGAUGCACCGGGAGGCUUGUUAAAGCAAGCAGCCUUCCGUGCAGUGCAGAGUCGGAGAUGUGUAAUCCAGAAUUCUGUGGAUCUACUGCAUUUUGCACAAGAUACCCUUCAGAUUGAGACUGUGUGA
Messenger RNA from Aplysia californica (California sea hare), 1821 nucleotides. RefSeq lists its product as uncharacterized. Bases 310 to 1821 code for a protein of 503 amino acids. The transcript has a single exon. NCBI's taxonomy places the organism in Eukaryota, Metazoa, Mollusca, Gastropoda, Aplysiida, Aplysiidae. The record is from RefSeq and is a predicted model, not a curated record.